This is a messenger RNA of Vicia villosa (hairy vetch), 1422 nucleotides long. Its product is annotated as kinesin-like protein KIN-12E. Lineage: Eukaryota; Viridiplantae; Streptophyta; Magnoliopsida; Fabales; Fabaceae. Bases 582 to 1031 code for a protein of 149 amino acids. The record is from RefSeq and is a predicted model, not a curated record. The transcript is spliced from 7 exons.
GGGCAUAGGGUUCAGAGAAACAUUUCACGUUUCUGAAAACCCUUCUUCACUCUCAAACAAAGAGCGGCGACCGACUAUCUCUCUCCGGUCGAGUCGCUGCAAUCCGAUCCUCAUCCAUCUUUGUUCCAGCCCAGCUCUCGCUCGAUCUCCAACGUUCCCCUCCAUCUCGGUUCUUCAUCAACUCUAAUCGUUUUGCAUGUUUGUUUGCUGAAUGAUUUUGUUGGUUUGAUGUUGUUGAACGUGAUGUCUCACGAUUUGGCGAUGGUCUUGUUACUGGGUUUGCUAUUUGAGAGCAGAUGAUGAUGCUGAGGUUGAACGACGUCGUUCGUUGUUGUUGAAACGAUAUUGAACGAUGAUGAGAUGCGAUGAAGAUUCUGAGUUGAGUUGCUUGAGACUUGCUGGGUUCGAUGAUUGUUGGUGAUGAUUCGGUCUUCUCACGAUGAAAGCGUUGUUGGACAAAGUAGCGCUGCGGUUUCGCGGAUUCAAAGCUUUGAAUUGUGCGAAGAUCCUUCUUUCUGGAAAGAUUAUAAUGUGCAGGUGUUUGAAAGGGAAACCUAAUUUCCAGUUUUCACUACUCUGUGAUGAAAGUUAUAAUUAGAAUGCGUCCGCUUAGCAAUAACGAGAUAUCCGUUCAAGGUAAUAACAAGUGUGUUAGACAAGAGAGUUGUCAGACAAUUUCUUGGACUGGACCUCUGGAGGCACCGUUUACUUUUGAUAUGGUUGCAGAUGAGAAUGUUAGCCAGGAGAACCUCUUUAAAGUAGCUGGUGUGCUAAUGGUAGAUAACUGCAAACGGGAAGUGGACACCAUGCUUGGUGACAUUGAAGGGGGAACUAGAAGACACAUUGUCAACUGUGGGAUGACACCAAGAAUUUUUGAGCACUUGGUUUCAAGAAUUCAGAAGGAAUGUUGGGUACUAGCUUCAACUUUUCGCGUGGUCGUGGUGAGGAUCGGUUUUAUAAUCCGCCGCAAGCUCGCCGGCUGUUACACACGGCGGAGAAUGAGAGGAUUUGGAGAGCUCACAGCGAUGUGACGGUCAGUAGGUCGGUGGUGAGAGAGAAAUCGAUGGAUUCGAUUGAGAAGGAGAAUGGAAAGGUUUUUGAAAUCGGUUACACCGUCGGUGCAUGCUCAGCAUCUUUCUAAGGUACAACUUGACGAAGCUCACUUAUGAUGAGAGAAGGAUAAAGUUGAUUGCUCGCUUGGAGGCACUAAAUUCUGCCGUGGAUGAAGACGAGGAUGAUGAGUGAAUUUGAGUUGGGAGUGGAGUCAAUUGUCAAGUUGGAUUUUUAUUUGUAUUGUCUUUCAUUUAUAUUUACACUUUGUGGUUUUCUGCCACAAUUUUAACCAUGUGUUUGUUAUCAAGUUGUUCUUAGUUAUUGUUGAUACAAAAGUAUCUAAGGUGGUUCAUGUUUUUUUUAUUUUAA